CCUAAACAAACCCAUCAAUAUCAAUAACAUAAAUCCAGUUCUCAGUUCAGGAGACGCCGGCUGAUUUGUUUAGAUACAUACGUUUUCCGUAUUUGGAAUGGAGAAGGGGAAAGGAGUGGCGGCGAUGGGCCGAAGAUGGGCAGUCGAAUUCACAGACAAUUCAACCGCUCCUUCCUCUAGGGACGUCCCUGAUCCCCCCGGUUUCUCGCGCGCCUCUUCCGAUCAGGAUGAUUCGGCAGUGACUCGCCAGAAGAAGGAUGCCGAAGCCAAUUGGAAAACUCAGAAAGCAUGGGAAGUGGCACAAGCCCCUUUCAAAAAUUUGCUCAUGAUGGGCUUCAUGAUGUGGAUGGCGGGAAAUACAGUGCAUUUGUUCAGCAUUGGCAUUACAUUUUCAGCUCUUUGGCAACCUAUAAGUGCUCUUCAAGGAGUUGGGAAAGUUUUUGAGCCUUACAAGGACAAUAAAGUGGACCUUCUUGCGCCCAAACUGCUGUUCAUUGCCCUUAAUCUAGGAGGCUUAGCACUAGGUGUAUGGAAACUUAACACGUUGGGUCUUCUUCCAACCCACGCUUCAGACUGGGUUUCAUCCUUGCCCCCUGCUCAGGAGGUCGAGUAUUCAGGCGGUGGUGUGACUUUCAUUUAAGGUGCUUUCUGCAAGGAUUACCUUCAGAGAAGAUUAAAGCUACCAAUAAUGGUAGGCAAAGGGAACUUCAUAGACCAGAAUGGCAUUGCUUGCAGCUGAUUGCCACCUGAUAAUGGGAAGCAUCUUGGCAUGGUUUUGGACAUUUAGUUUGAUGGACAAUAGAACUCUUGUUAUCAUUCUGGUAUUUAUGAGCCUCAAGUGUCUUCAGUUGCCCACGGAUUAUUGUUUUGACUUAUGUGUCGCACUGUUUCAUUUAACAAAAUAUUCUAUCUGGGUAUUUAAACGAAGUUACUUGGAGACUAUUUGGUACAA
Molecule: messenger RNA, 952 nt
Organism: Diospyros lotus (date-plum)
Lineage: Eukaryota; Viridiplantae; Streptophyta; Magnoliopsida; Ericales; Ebenaceae
Exons: 6
Coding region: 98-640 (180 amino acids)
Biological process (GO): protein folding in endoplasmic reticulum
Cellular component (GO): EMC complex
Source: RefSeq, a predicted model, not a curated record